Messenger RNA from Salarias fasciatus (jewelled blenny), 906 nucleotides. RefSeq names its product zebrafish testis-expressed 38 (gene zte38). Lineage: Eukaryota; Metazoa; Chordata; Actinopteri; Blenniiformes; Blenniidae. The record is from RefSeq and is a predicted model, not a curated record. The transcript is spliced from 12 exons. The coding region runs from base 1 to 906 and encodes 301 amino acids.
AUGUCUUCAAUGGAAAUGAUGGUGAAACAACAGGAGGCCACGGCUGAGUGGAAAAACUUUUUUCCAAAUGGCUUGAAAUCCAAGCAGGAGUCUCUGCUCUUUGUGAAGAGGAUGAUGGCUGUGACCGUGUCCUACAUCACCUACCUCCGAGGGAUCUUCCCCGAGGAGGCCUACAGGUCCAAAUACCUGGAAGAUAUAUGCCUCAAGAUUUUGCGGGAAAACUGCAAAACCAUGGCCGCAAACAAAAUGGUGAAAUGGAUGAUGGGCUGCUUUGACGCAUUAGAAAAGCAAUAUCUCCAGGUCGUGUACAUCGGGGUCUACACCAAUCCGGACGAACCAGACUGCAUUAUUGAAUCCUACCUGCUGAAGAUCAGAUACUCUGCCCAGGGCCCGGAGCUGAAUGUCGUCAGGAAGGACGGUGCAGAGAUGCAGGUGACGAUGGGGGAAACCAAGAAAGCCUCUGUGGUGCUGAUCAGGAAGCUCCUCCUGCUCAUGCAGAACCUGAACCCCCUCCCCGACAACGUCUACCUCAACAUGAAGCUUUACUACUACGACGACAUCACCCCGGUCGACUACCAGCCGCCGGGCUUCCAGGAGGCCCAGUGCGACAGCCUGUGGUUCGAAGGCCAUGCCGUGCACUUCAAGGUGGGCAAGGUGCAGACGGCCUUCCACUGCUUCAGCGUGGACGUGUUGGCGGAGCAGGGCCGGGUGGAGAAGCUGCAGACGGGGACCCAGAAGAGAGACGGCGGGGGGAUCUCUCCGAACGGAGACACGAUGAAGGAUCCCAGUGGGAAAAUACCUGACGACAAAGAUUUACCCUCAGAGGAUGAAUCGGCACAGUUCAAGAAACCAAGGACUUGUGUGAGAAAAGCGCCUGGAAAAACUCUGAGGAAGAAAAGACUUUAG